ACUGAGAGCGAGGCGCCAAAGAGGAGGGAAAUUUAAAAUGUACGGACCCGCAGCUGACGGAGGUGUAGGAGGUGUAAAAUAACAAACGAAUGUUACUCGCUUUAUAAUUUAAUAUAAACAACAUCGCUUUGGAAACACAUUCCUGUUUUCGGCAUGGAGGAGGCGCCCAAUGAACAGGGAUUAGACUCACCGUCCAGAAACAGCUAUAUUGGAAGUUAUUAUCAACCACCCGACAGAAUGAUGUAUUUGCCAAGAAGGCUAGACUUCCCAUUCCACAGCGUUGAGGAUCCACCCACAACUAGUCACCAUGUGUCUCAAUCAAAAAGUAAUAUUGAUAGCAAAGCUGUAGUAGAUGCAUUGAAAACGCUUCAAGAAAAAAUAAGACGUACCGAGGUGGAGACAAGCAGGCAUGCUGAAAAGAGUCAGCAAGUAUCCCAUGAAGCUCAAAACCAGCAGUCCUCUAUUUUGACAACUCUUCCCAUAACUCACAAUCAACAAAAGCAAGAACAUGAUGGCAUCAUAAGAUGCAGAAUUCUUCAAAAGCACCUAGAAAAAACAAAAAGGAGCAUUGAAAGAGUUAAAAGAGAGCAUGAGACUUUACUGGAAAACCGGAGCACUCUACAAAAAGAACAGUUUAACACAAAUAUUCAAUUGCAAAAAGAGAAGCUUGAGAGGCUGGAAUCGGAAUAUGAGAAACUGAGCAGGACCCAAACACUGGCAGAGAUGAAACUUACCAUGUUAGAGGAAAAACUCAAGAAAGAAGAACAUGAGCGUAAACUGGUGCAAGAGAAAGCUGAAGAGCUUCAGAGAGAGUUUGACAACACUCUUCGAAUGAGCCCAGAGGAGACAAAAAUCAAGAAAAAAAAUAAAAUAAAGAUGACCUUGAAGCAGAGUGAACAGAAGUCACCAAUUUGUGCCCUCACUCAAAAAAUGCCUUUCGUCGCUGGAACGUCAACCAGCCCCAGUCAUUCAGUCCACGCCAAUGUCCAGAGUGUCCUCCACCUUAUGAAGCACCACCAACCUCAGCUGCAUGAGCGAGUGUCUCUGCUGCACAGGUCUGUGGGUGCAGCCAGAAAGAGUUUGCGAAAAAAAGCAUCCAGCUCCGUCCUCCAAAGACACAACAGUGAAUCUAGUGAAUCUGAGCAAUCUCUGAGCUCCCUCUCUGAUCUGCUCUUAGCCCUCCAGGAUGAGCUGGGGCAGAUGAGCUUUGAACACCUGGAACUAAUGCAACAAAUUGAUGGUACACAUGAUCAUAAGAACAGGCAGGACCUGAAAAAUGAAUUGGAACGACUGGUCACAAAGAUGGAGGAGAAAGGAGCUCAGAUCACCAAGCUUCGCAAGCACCAACAGAUGAUUCAUAAAAUGGCAGAGAGCCAAAAGCACACCUCAUGUUGUGAAGAGCCUCUGAAGACGACCAUGAUUCAUCCCCUGGCCCCAGUUCCUGUUAAACUCAAGAAAAGACCCCAAAAACAGCCUAGUACUCCGAGUAACCUGCAGCUCCUUAGAGAGACCCAGCAGUUUCGCAACAGCCUCAAACAGAGUGACCUCCUCUGGGAGACCUGAGGGGGACAGUCUAAGACCAGGGCUCUCUCUGUCUGUAGACUGCUGCCAACAAGAAGGACCAAACAUGUUGCUUUUAAGAUAAAAGCAAUUGAAAUCUUUGUUUGUAGAAAGCUGCAAGUAUAGUGCUGUAUUAACUAUUGAUUUUAAUGUGUAUCUAUUAGUUUUAAGAUGUGGAGGAAGCCACUGAUUCUCCAAUCUGAAAUCUGUGUCUUUUAGGACUGAAUGAAUAUUAUUAAGGAAUGAAGAUUAUUUUUGAUUAGUAAUAAGUAAUUACAUGUUAGUAUCCAUGAAAUGUUUAAAAUAAAAGUACCUCUAUCAUUAAAAGAAAGCAUUAGCAUGACUAGUUUAUGCAGCGACUCCCCACUAGAUGUCAGUGUUCUAUAUGUGGUGUCAAGCUUUUGGCAAUAACCAGACAAUUUCACGUGGGCAAAGUUCAAGCUCAGUUCUCCUGUUUGCUGCAGCUGUUGGAGUGUAAGGUUGGUCUGGACCAGAAUGACACUUUCUAUGUUUGAGGAACACUUUUUUUUUUUUAAUCUACUCCCACAAAACCGUUUGUUUACUGUAAAGUGCAUUAUGAAUCACACUUCCUAGAUAAUUAUGAAGUUACUAAACACAGGUGUAAGCAGAAUGAAGCAUGAAACACUGUCACAUACCAUACCUCUUAUCUUUAGUGUUACUGGUUACAACCUACUGACAAAUGAUAAGUUAUCUAAUAUUUCUUAAUGAAUAAAUCAUGUUAUUUUAUGAG
Messenger RNA from Periophthalmus magnuspinnatus, 2311 nucleotides. RefSeq names its product centrosomal protein 57, like 1 (gene cep57l1). The record is from RefSeq and is a predicted model, not a curated record. The coding region runs from base 154 to 1563 and encodes 469 amino acids. Gene Ontology annotation, molecular function: gamma-tubulin binding; microtubule binding; identical protein binding. The transcript has 11 exons. Lineage: Eukaryota; Metazoa; Chordata; Actinopteri; Gobiiformes; Gobiidae. Gene Ontology annotation, cellular component: centrosome.